AUGUUGGAAGAAUGUUGGUUGGAAGACCUGGUUGGAGAAUUACAGUGGAAACUCAAAGUACAACUCCCAGCUGUGCCCCAAAACUAUUCUCCAUACACUCCACAAGCUACUUACCAACCUACCAGUAUACCAUCAUCGCCAGUUUACCACGAGCCUUCUUAUUCAUACGGCUAUGCAUCUUCUCCAAUCACUUCAUCCCCUAUAAAACAUGCUCAUGAAUCUAUAUGGUCGAGUUCUAAUCCAGCGGCCAAGAAUAGUAAUAAUAAUAUAUGGACGUAUACUCCAUCAUAUCAAUAUGUUCCAAAUAAUGGUCCAGUGUUCGCUGAACCAACAAAUAACUACAUCCAAUUUCGUGGGCUACACCAACCCAUAUUACAACUACAAUACUGCUUCUUGCUAACGCUAUUUUUAUUGUUUAUUUCGUUUAAUUUCACCUGA
Molecule: messenger RNA, 438 nt
Organism: Debaryomyces hansenii CBS767
Lineage: Eukaryota; Fungi; Ascomycota; Pichiomycetes; Serinales; Debaryomycetaceae
Product: DEHA2C14520p
Exons: 1
Coding region: 1-438 (145 amino acids)
Source: RefSeq, a predicted model, not a curated record